Triplophysa dalaica is the source of this 3863-nucleotide messenger RNA. RefSeq names its product angiotensin-converting enzyme-like. Gene Ontology annotation, cellular component: plasma membrane. NCBI's taxonomy places the organism in Eukaryota, Metazoa, Chordata, Actinopteri, Cypriniformes, Nemacheilidae. The record is from RefSeq and is a predicted model, not a curated record. Gene Ontology annotation, molecular function: peptidyl-dipeptidase activity; metallopeptidase activity. Gene Ontology annotation, biological process: proteolysis.
CGCUGGACAGGAGCAUCCAGCACUGAUCAGGGUGUCAUUCAUUUCUUCUGAUGUUCCUCAGACCUCAGCUGUGCUCCGUCAUGCAGCGGGCAGCGGUCCUGCUGACUCUCAUCAGCGCCAGCGCAGCUCUCAGACCCGAGUGGAUUCCAGGAGAUUACUCUCAGACAGUUGUCGAGGCUCAGAGGUUUGUAGAAGAUUACAACUCAACGGCAGAGGAAGUCUUCUACUUCAGCUCAGAAGCCAGCUGGAACUACAACACUAACCUGACUGAGCACAAUUCCCAGCUGCAGGUGAUCGCAUUUUUGGAAGAGCAGGAAUUCACAGAAGCAUGGGGUCAGAAAGCAAAGGACACAUUCUCUGAUUCUUUCAUUGAGAUGCUAAAUCCUAAAGUGCAAAAAAUCCUCAGCAAGAUAAAAGUUUUGGGACCAGCCAACCUCCCAACCGCAGAGAGAGAGAAAUACAACACCCUUCUGAGCCAGAUGGAUAGCAUCUACUCGACAGCGAAGGUGUGCCACAGCACGGAGGAAUGCUGGUCUUUGGAGCCUGAGCUCACAGACAUCAUGGCUAACUCAAGAAGCUAUAAGAGACUUCUGUAUGCCUGGGAGGGUUGGCACAACGAAUCUGGAGAUCGUCUCCGAUCUCUCUACCCUGAGUUUGUAGAGCUCAGCAACAAAGCGUCAAGGAUGGAUGGCUUUCCAGACACGGGCGCGUACUGGCGUUCUUGGUACGAAUCUCCGACCUUCGAGAAAGACCUCGAGAACCUGUUUAUACAGCUUCAACCUCUUUACCAGAACCUGCACGCCUUCGUCCGCCGCAAACUCUAUGAUUUCUACGGCCCUAAGUACAUCAACCUCAAGGGUCCGAUCCCAGCCCACCUCCUGGGGAACAUGUGGUCACAGACUUGGAACAACAUCUAUAACAUGAUGAUCCCUUUUCCUGACAAGCCCAAUGUAGAUGUGACUGACACCAUGGUUGCUCAGGGCUACAAUGCUACGCACAUGUUCCGGAUGGCAGAGGAGUUCUUCACCUCUGUGGGUUUGAUUCGUAUGCCGGACGAGUUCUGGGACAAGUCCAUGCUAGAGAAACCGAGCGAUGGCAGAGAGGUGGUCUCUCAGGCAUCUGCCUGGGACUUCUACAACCGGAAGGACUUCAGAAUCAAACAGUGCACCACCGUGACCAUGGAGCAGCUGUCUACAGUCCAUCAUGAGAUGGGUCAUGUAGAAUAUUUUCUCCAGUAUAAAGACCAGCCGGUUAGCUUCAGGGAUGGAGCUAAUCCUGGCUUCCAUGAGGCCAUAGGAGAUGUUCUGUCUCUGUCCGUAUCCACACCGAAACAUCUCCACACUAUUGGCCUUAUGGACCAAGUGACUGAUGAUGCUGAAAGUGACAUCAACUACCUGUUGAAGAUGGCUUUGGAGAAGAUUGCCUUCCUGCCGUUCGGAUACCUCAUUGAUCAGUGGCGCUGGGGUGUAUUUAGUGGACGCACACCACCUGAGCGGUAUAAUUCAGAAUGGUGGUAUCUCAGGACAAAGUACCAAGGAAUCUGUCCUCCAGUCAGACGUACCGAAGACAAUUUCGAUGCUGGAGCGAAAUACCACAUACCUGGAAAUGUUCCAUACAUCAGAUACUUUGUGAGUUUCAUCCUUCAGUUUCAGUUCCAUGAGAAAUUGUGUCUGGAAGCCGGACACACGGGACCACUGCACAAGUGUGAUAUCUACAGGUCAACAAAGGCCGGAGCUGUUUUGGAGAAAGUCUUGAAGGCUGGAUCUUCAAAGCCUUGGACGGAGGUGCUACAAGAAGCUGUCGGCACAAACAGAAUGGACGCCAGCUCUCUCAUUAACUAUUUUGAGCCAGUUACUACCUGGCUGCGAGAACAGAAUGAGAAGACUGGAGAGAUGUUGGGUUGGCCUGAUUUUGAUUGGGUGCCGCCCAUAGCUGAAGACAUCUCCACCAUUUCUGAUCAUAUCAGAGAUGAAAUUCAGGAUGCUCCCUUUUUUGGAUGGCAGGUGGAUGAAACCACUGAUAUAUCCUCCCGUGCCCAACUCUCUGUCAUUAUUCGCUAUGUGGAUAGUGCAGGUAAAAUUCAGGAGCGCUUCAUUGGAUUUUUUGAUGUUUCUGGGGGGCGAGAUGCUCAGUCCGUUUUUGAUGUUUUAAAUGAGAACAUGCAGGGCUACAAUUUUAAGGAUAAGCUUGUGGCACAGACCUAUGAUUGGGCUCCUGUCAUGGCUUCAGCUCUCAAUGGUCUGCAGGCCAAAACAUUUGAUAACAUCAUUGCAGAUAUGACAAUGGAUGAUGAUACACUGGAUUGUGCCAAAGGCUUUGUGAGGAAACUGGAGGAUUUUGAGUUUGUGUUCAUGUUGUACACAUAUGAACAAAUCUUCUCUGAGACUGAUGUGGUCUUUGAUAUUGUCCAGCAGAGAGCGAUGGAUGUUCUUUACUGCAAGAAAAGAAUUGAGUCUCUUCUUACAUUUGUCAAAGAGAAGAGGUCAGAGGGGGCUUUCCAAGCUGUUUAUGCCAAAGCAGCAGAUCUCACAUCAGACCCAAGAGAUGAGCCCAUGAGAAAGCACCGUCUGACCCAAUUGCAGGAUCCCCAAGAGCGCUACAGAAAUCUGUACAUGGCCAUCCUUGAUAACAUCUUGGAGCAGAUUCGUCGACGUUUUUCAAAUUUGGAAAUCAUUAUGCGCAUUCGCGGACGGAUCGUGCAGGCAUCCCGGGUCCCCUUUCCAGACGAAACUGCUUUCCAGCCCACCUCUUCCAACCAGGUCUGGGUGAACCAGUUCACGUUGCUAAGUGAACCGAGUGCGAUUGCGAGCACUCGCACAGGUCAAUCGAAACAGGCUUUUGGUGUCAAACGUGCCUGGGGUGGUUCGAUUGGGACAGUGCGGGGUUGGACCCCUCUGCGCAUGUUCAAUGAAUCCGACCAGUUCUUCACCUCUCUGGGUCUUCUGCCCAUGCCGCCUGAGUUCUGGGAGAAGUCAAUGCUGGAGAAACCAACAGACAGCCGUGAGGUGUGUCACGCCUGGGACUUCUACAAACGCAAAGACUUCAGGAUUAAGCAGUGCACGGUGGUGACCAUGGACGACCUCAUCACCGUCCACCACGAGAUGGGACACGUUCAAUACUUCCUGCAGUAUAAAGAUCUACCCAUCUCCUUCCGUGACGGCGCCAACCCUAGAUUCCACGAGGCCAUCAGGGAUGUUCUGGCCCUGUCAGUGUCCACACCCAAACAUCUUCAGAGCAUUGGCCUGCUGGAUAAGGUGGAGGACAACAAAGAGAGCACCAUUAACUUUCUGAUGAGCAUCGCGCUGGAUAAGAUCGCUUUCCUGACGUUCGGUUACCUGAUGGACCAGUGGAGGUGGAAAGUGUUUGAUGGCCGGAUCUCCAGCGCAGAAUACAACAAAGAGUGGUGGAACCUCAGAAUGAACUACCAGCGAAUCUGUCCACCUGUUUCUCACACUGAGGAAGACUUCGAUCCCGACGCAAUGUUCCACAUCCCAGCUAAUGUGCCUUAUGUCAGGUACAGUACAAAUAGCUCAGAAUUAUGGAAUUUCAUAAGUGAAAUAAUGAGAAAGAAGAACGAAGCCCCGCCCAAGAUGUCUGUCCAGCCUCUGAUGGAGAAUUUUCAACAGCUCAUUGAGUGGCUGGAGGCGGAGAAUAAGAAGAACAAUGAAGUCUUGGGAUGGUCUGAAUACGACUGGACACCCUACAAAUCAGUGACCGUAGUGGAGGAUGAGAUGCCAAAGCCAGUCAACUUUCUGGGUUUAAGCGCGAGUGAAGUGGAUUCUCCUCGUGGUGGCCGUCGUCUUUCUCAUCGCCGCCACAUUUUUGAAAUACAAAUACAGAAAUUCCAGACGCUUACAGGAUGA